This is a messenger RNA of Scaptodrosophila lebanonensis, 1077 nucleotides long. RefSeq lists its product as uncharacterized. NCBI's taxonomy places the organism in Eukaryota, Metazoa, Arthropoda, Insecta, Diptera, Drosophilidae. Gene Ontology annotation, molecular function: metal ion binding; nucleic acid binding; RNA endonuclease activity. The transcript is spliced from 2 exons. Gene Ontology annotation, cellular component: mitochondrial inner membrane; nucleus. The record is from RefSeq and is a predicted model, not a curated record. The coding region runs from base 1 to 1077 and encodes 358 amino acids. Gene Ontology annotation, biological process: apoptotic DNA fragmentation.
AUGCUGAGAAAGUUUGGGUUCCUGCUGCUGAUACUUGCGAUUAAUCCGGGGGGUUGGACUGGAGUGCGCGCCCAGAGACGCUGUAUGAUUGCUCGAAACGUUGUCCAGAAUGCCCGACGCAUCUUCUUGUUGCGUAAUGCCCAGAAUCAGUGGUCUCUCAAGCGCACAGAUAGCUCGGCUGUUGGCGAAGUGUUGCGGUUGUACUGCAACGCAACCACCAUUACACCGUCCACCUGUCAACCAAAUGGGGCCUUUAGACCGCCUAUAGCUACGGCUUGUCCAAGACCACCGUUUCCUAGCGCUAUACCUAUUGUGGACCGCAGAUGUCGGGGCACAGCCUAUCAAGUGGGUCAUCGGCUUUUCGGGGCUAUGCAUGAGCUAUACCGUUCGUGUUACGACCGAAGGCAAAUGCGUGUGAUGUAUGUCGAUCAUCGUGUCUUUGGCAAGAGUUUCAUUCCACAGCGGCCUUGUGUCGCUUGGUCAGCCGACGGAGUCAUCACACCAGGCCAGGAGCGCGCUUUCUUGCGGGGCAACAUAUACGCAACCUUCCAAAACUUAUUUGGCGUACGCAAUCGCUACAUCAGCAACAAUCAGGUCACAGUUAUCAAUCGUGGCCAUUUGGCCGCAGCAGGUGACUUCUUCUUCGGCGACCAGAUGUGCGGCACCUUUAAGUAUGUGAACGCAGUUCCCCAAUUCGCCAGCAUAAAUGAUGGUAAUUGGGAGGCAAUUGAACGAUGGAUUCGCAGUCGUCUGCCUGUCAACUCCUUCUACAAUGUGCGCACUGGAGCUGUAGGGGUGCUGCGACUCGCCGACGAGCGUUCGAACCCACCACGCAUGAGGGAUGUCUUCUUGGGUAACAGGCGCUUCCCCGUCCCCUUGUGGAUGUACAAGAGUAUUCGCAAUGCCCAAAACCAGCCACUGGGCGUUUUCCUCACCCUCAACAAUAUUUAUGCCAGAGCUAUGCCGGCGCCUCCAGCGUUCUGUAGACGAGUAAAUUGUCCAUUGCAGUUGAAUAAUGUCGUCAGUAGAGGUUUCACAAUGUGCUGCAAUCCGGCGACUUUCAAUCCUCCACACUAA